AUGGAGGACGUUCUAGUUUUGAUUGUUGGAGCAGGGCCAGCAGGUCUCGCGACAGCGGCAUGUCUUAGUCAACUCUCCAUCCCCUAUGUCAUCGUCGAGCGUGAGAAUUGCAGCGCACCACUAUGGCGUAAACACAUGUAUGACCGUCUCAAGCUACAUCUUGCUAAGGAGUUCUGUGAGUUGCCACACAUGUCUUACCCAUUAGAUACCCCAACAUACAUACCAAAAAGCACUUUUAUCAAGUACUUAGAUGACUACAUUGAGUGUUUCCAAAUCCAGCCGAGGUAUCUCACUGUUGUUGAGUCAUCCACAUAUGACAUAGAUAGGAAAUAUUGGUCUGUUGUAGCACGAGACAUUGAUAAUUGCACAAUAGUCAACUACAUGGCUAAGUUUCUUGUUGUGGCAAGUGGUGAGAAUAGUGCGAAGAAUAUUCCAGCGGUACCUGGACUAGAAAACUUUACGGGUGUGUCCAUACACUCAUCAAGUUACAAGUCAGGUAUCACGUACUCUGGGAGAAACGUGUUGGUCGUCGGAUCUGGCAACUCUGGGAUGGAGAUUGCAUAUGACCUUGCAUCUCAUGGUGCCAAUACUUCUAUAGUUAUACGGAGUCCGGUUCAUGUAAUGACGAAAGAAAUAAUCCGAUUAGGAAUGACACUUGUCCGUCGUCUUCCAAUGAAGAUGGUAGAUGGUCUUGUUGUAAUGAUGGCAAAUUUCAAAUUUGGGGACCUAUCUAGGUACGGAAUCAUGAGACCAAAAAAGGGUCCAUUUGCCCUCAAGUCCGAAAAUGGCCGAUCUGCGGUGAUCGAUGUUGGCACCAUUGAUUUAAUCAAGAAAGGCAAUAUUAAGGUUCAGGGAGAGAUUACUAAGAUCAAAGGAAAAACGAUUGAGUUUCAAGUUGGGAAUGAAGGGUCUUUCGAUGCAAUUGUGUUUGCAACAGGCUACAAAAGCACAGCAAAUAUGUGGCUCAAGAAUGGUGACGACUUGCUGAAUACCGAGGGCUUGCCGAAGAAGGAAUUCCCUGAUCACUGGAAAGGUGAAACCAUGCUCUAUUGUGCUGGGUUUGCGAGGAGGGGAUUGGCUGGUAUUGCCAUGGAUGCCAAGAACAUCGCCAAUGACAUUAAGCACAACAUAGAAUCUAUGUCCGGCUAA
Messenger RNA from Lolium rigidum, 1149 nucleotides. Its product is annotated as probable indole-3-pyruvate monooxygenase YUCCA11. The record is from RefSeq and is a predicted model, not a curated record. The transcript has 4 exons. Gene Ontology annotation, molecular function: monooxygenase activity; flavin adenine dinucleotide binding; NADP binding. Bases 1 to 1149 code for a protein of 382 amino acids. NCBI's taxonomy places the organism in Eukaryota, Viridiplantae, Streptophyta, Magnoliopsida, Poales, Poaceae.